UGCCAAUCAACGACACGAAAUCAAUAAGAAGGAUCGACAUUUCACACACACGUAUUCUCUCUCAUCGCUCCAUCUGUGAAGAAUCUACUACAAAGAGAAGCGUGUGCUUCACCAUCGCUUAAAGUCGGGAUGUUCUAUAUAUACGCGCUCGCACAAAUUCCGAAUUUCCCAUUACCCACAUUUGUGUUCUGUUACCCUAAAAAGCUGAAGAGAAUCUUACAGAGAGUGGAAGGGUAAUGGGAAAUUACAGGGUAUGCUGGUGUUUUACUAGGAAGUUCAAGAUAUCGGAAGCAGAGCCGCCGACUGAUGUCAAAGAAGCAUUCAAGAAGUACUCCGACGAUGGGAUCCGCAUGACGGCAGAUCAGCUCCGGCGGUUUUUGGAGGAUUACCAGGGUGACAAUGAACACGAUUCUUCGAUUUCUGAAGCUGAGCGUAUAGUAGAGCAGAUACUUCACAAGCGGCAUCAUCUUGCCAAGUUUAUUAAUAGGAAAGCUCUUUCUCUAGAGGAUUUUCAUCACUUCCUCUUCAGCGUCGACCUUAAUCCACCAAUUCGAUCACAGGUUCACCAAGAUAUGACUGCUCCCUUAUCCCAUUACUUCAUAUACACCGGCCACAACUCUUACUUGACUGGGAACCAGUUAAGCAGCAAAUGCAGUGAAGUUCCAAUCAUCAAAGCACUCAAACGAGGUGUAAGAGUCAUAGAACUUGAUCUAUGGCCAAACUCAUCAAAAAAGCAUGUGCAUGUUCUUCAUGGAAGGACCCUGACGAGCCCUGUAGAACUCUUGAGGUGCUUGAAAGCAAUCAAAGAGUAUGCUUUCGUGGCUUCUCCCUAUCCAGUCAUCAUAACACUCGAAGACCACCUUACACCUGAUCUUCAAGCAAAAGUAGCUCAGAUGGUCACUGAAACAUUUGGGCCAAUGCUAUAUUUCCCUGAAUCAGAAAAAUUGGAAGAAUUCCCAACACCUGAGAGCUUAAAGUAUCGGAUCUUGAUCUCAACCAAACCCCCAAAAGAGUACCUUGAAGCUGAAGAUGACAAACAUGGUAGCUCAAGAAAGAGCCACGUUUCUUCUUCUUCUUCCUCUUCUGAUGAUGAUGAUUCUUGGAGCGAAGAGCCUUCAAGAAAUGUAUCAUAUGAAGAAAAAUGUUUUAAGUCAGGAAGUGAUAGGAGUGACCAUGAUGUUGACACUGAGGGAAAAAUAUCACCUUUAUCUCCUAUUUACAAGAGGCUAAUUGCAAUUCAUGCUGGCAAACCAAAAGGUGGAUUGAAGGAUGCAUUGAAAGUUGAAAAGGACAAAGUUAGGCGCCUAAGUUUGGCUGAACAAGCACUUGAAAAAGCUGUAGAAAAUCAUAGACAUGAUGUAGUAAGUCUCCCUACCCUCAGGUUCAGCCAAAAGAAUAUUCUUAGGAUUUAUCCCAAAGGAACUCGUAUAACCUCCACCAAUUACAAGCCACUAAUCGGUUGGCUACAUGGAGCUCAAAUGGUUGCAUUUAAUAUGCAGGGAUAUGGUAGAUCACUGUGGUUAAUGCAUGGAAUGUUUAGAGCUAAUGGAGGUUGUGGAUAUGUGAAAAAACCAGAUUUUUUAAUGAGACAAGGGCCCACGAAUGAGGUGUUUAAUCGUAAAGCAAAGCUUCCACCCAAAACAUCUUUAAAGGUGAAAAUCUAUAUGGGAGAUGGAUGGCGUUUUGAUUUUAAAAAAACUCAUUUCGAUAAAUACUCCCCACCAGAUUUCUACACCAGGGUGGGUAUAGCUGGAGCACCAGUUGAUAAAAAAAUGAAAAAGACAAAGAUGAAGGAGGACAACUGGACACCUGUUUGGAAUGAAGAGUUUACAUUUCCAUUAUCAGUUCCUGAAUUAGCUUUUGUUCGAAUUGAAGUACAUGAUUACAACAUGUCAGAAAAAGAUGAUUUUGCUGGCCAAAUUUGUCUGCCUGUUUCUGAAUUGAGGCCAGAAGAUAUUCCUGGGAUAGAAAGAGAAGCAAAAUAA
This is a messenger RNA of Lactuca saligna, 1985 nucleotides long. The record is from the annotation of a GenBank genome assembly. NCBI's taxonomy places the organism in Eukaryota, Viridiplantae, Streptophyta, Magnoliopsida, Asterales, Asteraceae.